AUGUCAGAACGAAAUCAUGUCUCAGCGGUUCGCGAAGCGACGGAAACCCUUGGGGUGGAGGAGGCUCCGGGUGAUCCGCCCGGUCUGCCUUCGAAGCCGGUCCGGAUUUUCCAGAGCAUCAACUUGAACAUGGCCAGCGUUUCUCUGGGCUUGACUUUGGCGAUCGUAGGUCCGACUCUGCUAGACAUUUCUGAGCUACUGAAGAUCUCAGUCGCCCAGAUGAGCUACGUGGCGUUCUCGGGCGAUUUCGGGGCCUUCGUGGGAUCCUUCUUGGCGACUCCCCUGUUCGCAACGUUCAACGCGCAGCGAGUCAUCAUCACAUGUAUGCUGUGCUGUGGCAUUUUCAACAUCCUGAUACCGCAUGGUUCUACACCUUUAAUGGUCGCAUCAUUCGCAUUUCUCAACGGGUGUUUCUUUGGUGUGCAAGAAAUCGGGGUGUAUGUCUGGCUAGUGGGGAUUUGGCGCGACCAUGUAUCGCCUGCAAUUCAGCUCCUUCAUCUUAUGUACGGAAUCGGUGCCCUCUUCGCGCCGCUCAUCGCGGAACCUUUCCUGAGCUCGGAGAGCUACUUCGGUGACGAGUCUCCGGAAUUAUCGGAUGCAUCGAACGUAACCUCUGGCUACAUGGAAGGCCUCCCAUCUCGCGUUCAUAUACCCUAUGCGAUCAUAGGUUCUACAUUCCUGCUCACUGCCUUUCUCAUGAGCAUAUCGUUUUGCUUGGAUUCGAGAGAUAUCCGACCGCAGAAAGACUCGAAAAAAUCCUCGUCCUCCGGCUCUACAAACCGCAUGUUCGAGUGGGCGCUCGUGUUUCUCGUUGGUUUCUAUACUUUGAUAGACGUGACUCUCGAAGCGUGCUUCUCCAAAUUCAUCUCUGUCUACGCCGUCACAGAACACCGAUUCAGUAAAUCUAGCGCGGCUUUCCUCACUUCUCUCUGCUACGGGGGUUUUACAGCUGCGAGGGUUCUGGCUGUCCCCCUCUCCUACAAACUCACCCCCAUGCAUCUCAUGAUAAUCGGUCAGUGUGUCCUGCUGGUUGCAGCUUUCGCGCUGGCUUUCCUCACUCAUUGGGCAGAGUCCGUUCUUUGGAUCGCGUGCUGCAUGCUCGGUGCGGGUCUCUCCCCGCUAUACGGGAGCUGUACGGCAUGGGUCUCCAAUCACGUGACGCUUUCGCAUGACUACGUGAGCAUCAUUCUGAUAUUGACCUGCAGCGGCGCACUGAUCCCGCCCGUUAUCGUCGGCCACUAUAUAGAAAGCAACCCUUCCGUAUUAAUGUAUGUUGUGCUCGCGUGCGGACUCGCCAUGAGCGUCAAUUUGGCUGUGAUGCAUCUCGCCGUUAAACUUUUUCAUCGAGACCGGAACGAGAUUGCGGAACCGAACCUCGAACGGGUACGGCGCUUCAGUCUGUAGGGUCGAGCCGAUUCUUCGCUUAAUUUUUCUCAUUCGAGUCCGUCUCACAACUCGGCAUGCGCCGCUUGUGGAAAGCUUCAAGAAAAUGUGGAUAACACUAAUCAGGAUACUGAUGGACUGAUCGUCAGCGAGUGUACAUUCAAAUCCGGCUGCGACGAGGAGAAAUAUCACUCCUGACUAGAAUAAAUCAAUUUUGAGUCA
Messenger RNA from Galendromus occidentalis (western predatory mite), 1605 nucleotides. Its product is annotated as sodium-dependent glucose transporter 1A. Gene Ontology annotation, molecular function: D-glucose transmembrane transporter activity. The coding region runs from base 1 to 1404 and encodes 467 amino acids. Gene Ontology annotation, biological process: transmembrane transport. Lineage: Eukaryota; Metazoa; Arthropoda; Arachnida; Mesostigmata; Phytoseiidae. The transcript has 5 exons. The record is from RefSeq and is a predicted model, not a curated record.